Molecule: messenger RNA, 1613 nt
Organism: Octodon degus (degu)
Lineage: Eukaryota; Metazoa; Chordata; Mammalia; Rodentia; Octodontidae
Product: leukocyte immunoglobulin-like receptor subfamily B member 4
Exons: 9
Coding region: 27-1457 (476 amino acids)
Biological process (GO): cytokine-mediated signaling pathway
Molecular function (GO): inhibitory MHC class I receptor activity
Source: RefSeq, a predicted model, not a curated record
UGCUCUGCCUAGGACUGAGUCUGCAAAUGGGGCUGCAAGGACCUACAGGUUCCUUCCCAAAACCCACACUCUGGGCUGAACCUGGCUCUGUGAUCCCAUGGGGAAGGUCUGUGAGCAUCUGGUGUCAGGGGACACUGGGAGCCCAGAAGUACCAUCUGUACAGAGAUGGAAGAGCGAGGACCUUGGAAGUAUCAAUCUUACUCAGUGACAGGGUCAAGUUCUUCAUCCGAUCCAUGAGAGAAGAUGAUGUAGGACAAUAUCGCUGUACCUAUCACAUCCCUGCUGGCUGGUCAGAACCCAGUGAUGUCCUGGAACUUGUGGUAACAGGAGUCUACAGCAAACCCAGCCUCUCAGCCCUGCCUCACCCUGUGGUGAUGUCAGGAGAGAAUGUAAUCCUCCAGUGUGGCCCACAGAGGGGAUUAGACAGAUUCAUUCUGACUAAAGAAGGAAAAGAUGAGCUCUCCUGGACAUUGGUGUCAAGACGAAUUCCUAACAGACCAUUCCAGGCCAAGUUCCAUGUGGGCCCCGUGUUUCCUGGGCACAGCUGGAAGUUCAGAUGCUAUGGAUCUAACAGGAAAAGUCCCCAGGUGUGGUCCACACCCAGUGAUGUCGUGGAGCUCUUAGUCUCAGGAUCACCAGUUCCCAGCACUGAUAGCCAAGAAGUCUCAUCCACAGGACCUUCUGGGGACCCCACCUCCAGCCUCAGUGCCCAGAUCCCCAGCAUGGGAGUCCCGGGCUCUGUUCCCAGUGUCCUGAGUCCAGGCUGCCUGGAGGCUAUCAGCCCAUCUCAGCCUUCAUUCCAGAGUCAGCCCAGCUGGUGUCCAGAGAACAGAACUUCAAGUGCAGACAUCACUCGUGACCGAGGUCUGGAAAGAAACCUGCAGAUCCUGGCUUGGGUUUUUGUGGCCUUCUCCCUCAUAUCUGCAGGCCUCGUGCUGCUGCGACUUCAGCAUCAGGGACAAUGCAGGAAGGCAGGACCCAGUUCUGCUGCCACCUCCCCAGAAGGCUCCUGCAGCCACCAGAGCACUGAGUAUGAGGAUUGGCACAUAAUGACCCACAAUCUGGUGAAGCCCUAUGGAUGGAGAUGUGGUGGGCUUUCACCUGUUUCCCCCAAAGCAAGGCUAUUCCUGGACUUGAAAGACAAAGAUGCACAAGAGCACAAUCAGAGGGACAGGCAGGAAGCUGACUCUGAAGAUCCCCAGGGAGUGACCUAUGCCCAGCUGAUCAGCUUCAAGCUCAGACAGGAGCCAACUGCAGCCCGUUCCUCCCAGGUUAUACAGCCUCCAGCUGAGCCCAGUGUGUAUGCCUGCGUGGUUGUCCCUGAGAGCAGGAGACAUCUCAGACUACAAAGUGCUUGCACACUGGGGCGUCAGGAAGAAAAAGAGCUCUCCGGGGCACACUCAUUUGAGGACCAUGGGCAGCCUGGGGUUUCUGGGUGGGACCCUGAGGGAUCCUAGCAUCACCUUAUCCUGCAGUCCAAGGUUACUGCACCAACACCUCUGAGUAUUUAACAAGUUAGUGGUAAAAUAUGUGAGACUCAGCCAAGGAAAUCCCAAAGUGAUCUAAUUUAUCUUCAGAAUAAGAGCAUACACCAAGCUUGCAAUGCAUCUAUA